Mycena indigotica is the source of this 1275-nucleotide messenger RNA. RefSeq names its product Transcription factor. The transcript has 5 exons. Lineage: Eukaryota; Fungi; Basidiomycota; Agaricomycetes; Agaricales; Mycenaceae. The coding region runs from base 1 to 1275 and encodes 424 amino acids. The record is from RefSeq and is a predicted model, not a curated record.
AUGCAGUUUCAGGAUUGCGAAUUUGUAGCCAAUAACGGGAGAACGCAGGCUCAAGUGCUGCAAGAACAAAUCGCCAUCGUUGAAACCCGCAUCGACGCCCUAGAACAUCCUUCAGAAGAUGCUCUCAUGCUCGAAAAUCCAUAUGCCCCUACGACAAGCGUCAGCCCGCGCUAUAUCCCAUCCCUACGCACGUUGCAACACCUCGUUCAAGCGUUUCUGUCUGGACACGCCGCGAAAAUGGGAUACUUUCUCUGGUCCUGCGACGUCAAUCAUGCAAGCCUCGGUCUACAAAGCGCUGUCCAGCUCUGGGCACUCCAUCUCUCUCAUAAUGCCGAGCAUCAAGCUCACGAGUCCACCUGGCUUCAACGCGUCUUGAGUUCCCAACCGGCGUCUUCGCCCAUUGAAACGAUACAGACGGCUGUCCUGCUUGCCACAUAUUUCUUCACCCACGAUCGGAUUCGGGAGGGAAAGUACCAUCUCAGUCUUGCGGCUGGCACUGUUCUUAGCGCUGGUUUCCACCAGCUGCGCUUGCCCUCAACUCGCAGAGAAGCGGAUCAUGUAGCAGCAUUUUGGACUGUCUUCACACUGAACAACUGUUGGAAUGCGUCCGACGCGGCACCUUUCAACACCACAUACGAUGAGGAACCCCAGCUCCGCAUAAUGACACCAUGGCCUGGGGAAGACAUCACCGCCGUGGAUACCAGGGGUCGGCAUGGUCAGACAGUGGCAAAUUUCGUGGGUCGUCAAGUACACGCUGAUGCGGGCUCCAAGGAGGCUCUCCUGGCAAAAUCAGGCAUUUUAUAUGAGCGGGCUUGUCAUAUCGGUCGCCAGUAUGAAGCGUAUGUGCACCAAUCGGAUUUUGACAACUUGGCUCGAGCUUUCGCGUCGCUUGACGAGCUUGUUGAAGAUCUCAAGAGAAGCGCGCUGGCCCAGACAAUCAGAGAAAUUCCGUUUCAGAACGCAGAUCUUCUGACUUGCUGCUUGUUGCAUGCCGCAACUAUCGAACUGCAUCGUCCGUUCCUCACUCAACGUGGAGGCAACUCUCAACAACGUGUUCUUGAAGCCGCUAAGGCUGUUGUCUCCCAUCUCGAGUCGCUAGCGCUUCGUCAUGCCAGCGACGACGUGGCUAAUCCUGUCCUGGCGGUCUUGCUUGAUUCAAUGGCAAAGGCAUUGUUCGCCGUCUCAGGGGACAUACCUUCUGCAGCGCCAACUAAUCAUACACAGCGCCUCAAGCUUGUACUACUCUCUGGGCUCCCAUCAGUAAAAGGUGCAUAA